Molecule: messenger RNA, 1805 nt
Organism: Meira miltonrushii
Lineage: Eukaryota; Fungi; Basidiomycota; Exobasidiomycetes; Exobasidiales; Brachybasidiaceae
Product: S-adenosyl-L-methionine-dependent methyltransferase
Exons: 1
Coding region: 68-1780 (570 amino acids)
Biological process (GO): rRNA methylation
Cellular component (GO): mitochondrial matrix
Molecular function (GO): rRNA (adenine-N6,N6-)-dimethyltransferase activity
Source: RefSeq, a predicted model, not a curated record
UAAGUGACUAGCUUUGACAGGUUGAGCUAUAAGCGGUCGAGUAGAUUGCUAGGGCAUCAAUACAAGCAUGUUCGCACGAUCAUUGCGGAGUACGGUCGCAUCCACUUCUAGACUGCAUCUAGAAUCUGCAUUGCCCAGAAAUACCUUGCUCAGAUCACAAGCUACAUCCGUGCUAUCGAACGGAUAUGCGACAAAGUCAGAAUCUGAACCAGAACCUAAACCAAGAGCUAAGCCGGGACCCAAGCCAAAGGCUAAACCGGGACCCAAACCGAAGAAAGCAUCAGCCAAAUCUGGAAAAAAGGCAAAGGUGGAAGGAAAACAAACCGAAGAGCAGCCACUUGACGACAGCAUAGGCAAUGAAGAAGACAAUAUCAAUUCGAAGACAAAAGAUGUAAAUUUCGACAACUCGUCACCUGAAGAUUUGACAUUGACUUCCUUAUCCAAAAGCACACUGAAUACAAUCGGAGACGGUCAUGUCGAAUUUAAUAGAACAUUUGGAGAUAGGAAAUCGCAACAUGCUGAUUCUGUAGAACAAAGAGCUGUUAGUAAAGUCAUUCCAAAUCCAUCACAUAAAGAUUAUCCAUACGUGCCAAAGCCGCCAGUAUGGGAUAAAAUUUUCUACAAAGUGAAUGGAAUCAAUACCCGUCAUCGAAUGUUCAUCUCCAAUGUCGAAACGGCCAAAAAUGUCGUCAAAGCUUUGGAACUGGACAAGCAGAGAGAAGCAUCCGGAGAAAGAAUCACUGUGAUAGAGGGAUAUCCUGGUAUAGGAUCAUUAUCAAGAGAAUUAUGCAACCAUGAAGCUGUAGAAAAAGUGAUUGCAUUUGAAGAUCAUGCAUCUUUCAAUAAAGCAUUGCGAAAUUUAAAAGAUAACGAACCGCAAGCAGCGGAGAAGCUGGAUGUGUUGCCGCUAUCUUGCUUUCAAUGGGAAUCUUUUGAUCAAGUAGUCGGUUUAGGUGGUUUGGACAACAUACCUGGUGUACGGGAAGAGCGAAAACGUCAACCAGAUUACAAGGAUGGAAUAUUUGCCGGUGAUUCGUGGAAAAAGCCAUCUUCUUUAUUAUUCCUUGCUCAAUUGCCAAAUACCGUUCACAGUGAACAACUUGUCUCGCAACUCUUACGUUCGAUCAGCAAUCGGUAUUGGUUGUACAGACAUGCGAGGGUACGUAUGGCAUUCAUCUGUUCCCAACAGAUGGCCGAACGCUGUAUGGCCCAAGUCUCGGAUCGCUUAUAUGGCAAAUUAACAUUGGUGGCAGGGGCAAUGGCAGAUUGUACGGUGGCAUUGGAUUCAAGCCAUUUUAAACCGUAUGCUGAACAUUUUUGGCCGUCAAAGCCUGCAGUAGGACCUCAAACGCCAAUUACCGUUCAUCUAGGAUCGAUUAAAGAUCACAGACAGCAAGCCACUCCAGCAAAGACGGAUCAAUGCUUAUUGAUACUUGAACCAAGAGUGAAACCUUUGAUAGAAGGUAGUUCGGAAUUGGAAUCGUUUGAUUAUAUAACGAAGAAUCUUUUCAUCUUACGAUCUUCACAUGUGAAGAAAGCUUUGGCUCAUAUCGCGCCUGGAGCAGAUAACAUCCUUGAUGCGAUGAAUUCAGGUAAACAUCCAGCAAUGCAAGAGAUUGGCAAUGUUACAAUCGAUCCAAAAACAAUCGUUUCAAAGCUUACGCUAACGCAACUUAUUGGCUUAUCCAAAAUGUUUGAUAGAUGGCCUUUCCGUCCUGCAAAUCUCUUUGAUGAGGGCAGAAUAGAAGAGAUUGCUGAACAUAGAAAUAACAAUAGAUAAUGUACUAUAAUAAUUCAUUCAUCAU